GGGGCAGUUGUCGGAUUUUUUUCCAUGCUUCCGGUCAGUUGACUGAGUCAUGGCGGAGGAGGAGCUGUUGCCCUCAUCUCAGGAAGAGCCUGAAGUAUUUGAAAUUGAUCUCCCUAUCACUGUCCUUGAACUAAGUGAUGAUGAUUUUUUGGGAUAUGGAGAAGAAGAGUACCCAGCUGUGGAUAAAGAUGGGUAUUUUCAAAAUGAAGAUAGAAGAAUAGAAUGUGAGGAUGAACAGUUGCAAAACCAUGGGAAAAACCAGAUUGAACUGGUUGAAGUUGUGGAAGUGGAGGAUGACAGUGAAGAAACUAUGAUGCUGAAGAACAAUAAUGUAGUCCAAAUGGCCUCUUUGCAGAAUGUACUGAACCAUUGUGAUCAUAGUCAAAACUGGAGAAUGGGCUUCUUGGACCACAAGGUGCAUGAUGGCAUUGAAAUUACAUGUGUGAAAACAGUGGAGAGUAAUGACAGCUUUUAUCAAAAGAUAUUGAAUCCUUAUUUGAGCAUUCCAGGUGCUGCUUCUUUGGAGACUGGAUUUAAGAAAGCUAGUGGUGGACCUAAAAAGAAUAUUGGGCUUGAGGAUGAUGCAUUCCCAGGUAGCAAAUCAAGAGAAAAUUGGGGUGAAAAUGAGCAAUGUGACUCCUGCAUUGUUAACAAUUACUGUCCUCUGGGAAAUUUUCUGGAAGAGCCUGGAAGAAUUUGCACAAAGGAUGGUUGCAGUAAUGGUUCAGCUAAAUGAUCUGUGCCACGAUUGACAGUAGAAGCCCCUUUGCAGCAUCAGUGAGCCAGGAUCAUGGAUAUUGCCAUAAAGUAAAGUAUAAAUCAAAAGAUGACAAAAUAGAAGCCCAACUAUUAGGUACUGA
Messenger RNA from Candoia aspera, 860 nucleotides. RefSeq lists its product as uncharacterized. The transcript is spliced from 4 exons. The record is from RefSeq and is a predicted model, not a curated record. Bases 50 to 736 code for a protein of 228 amino acids. NCBI's taxonomy places the organism in Eukaryota, Metazoa, Chordata, Lepidosauria, Squamata, Candoiidae.